AUGGAGGGGUCGGCGACGGAGGGAAAUCACGGAGGCGAUCCCCGCGCCGAACAUGCCGCAACCAAGGAGUCCGAGGCAGCGGCAACGCAACACCAUCUGACGCUGCUCCAGCCGACCGUGGACGAAGUUUCUGCAGCCGUGCUGGAUGAGGACAAGGUGGGGGAGCACGAGUCGGUGGGGCAGGUCGGUGGCUCUCCACCUUCUGGUGGACGGGGGAGGCGUAGGCAGAGGAAGAGCGAUGGGGAGGACGAUUAUGACACCGCCGUGCCCGGGGACCUCAUUACGCGGGCGAAGAGGUGGCAGACGACAGGUAGUGCUGACGACGCCGGAGGCGCGGCAGUUGGGACACCGCGAGGCGCCAAGGAACCUAGUGGCAAGGCGGGCGGUCAAGCAUUGCGCAAGAAGGGCCGACCCGCAGCAAGAAAAGCAUCCGACGGAAGGAGAGGCAAGAAAGCAGCGACGGGAACAAAGCCGAAACGGGGCGAUGAAGACCCCGGUGAUAUGGGGGAGGAGGAGGAUGAGGAGGAGGAUGCGGAGGGAGAGGAGGAUGAAGAGGAAGCGGAGGAGGAUGACGCGGAUGUUGGGGAGGAUGAAAAAGAUGAGAAUGAUGGCGGGGAGGACGAAGAGGAGGAGGAGGAGGAGGAGGAGGAGGAGGAGGAGGAGGAGGAGGAGGAGGAGGAUGAUGAGGAGGAGGAGGAGGAGGAGGAGGAGGAGGAGGAGGAGGAGGAGGAGGAGGAGGAGGAGCAGGGUGACGACGAGGAGGAGGAUGUGGAGGAGGAGGAGGAGGAGGCAGCAGAGGAGGAGGAGGAGGAGGAGGAGGAGGAGGAGGAGGAGGAGGAGGAGGAGGAGGAGGAGGAGGAUGUGGCGCCAGUGAAGGGACGGGGCAGGCAAGUGUUCGGGGCGAACACGUUCCGCGUUCGAGUACUGUUCUCCACCUACCCCACGCCCUUCUACCUGUUGCCAGGAUGA
This is a messenger RNA of Closterium sp. Naga37s-1, 969 nucleotides long. NCBI's taxonomy places the organism in Eukaryota, Viridiplantae, Streptophyta, Zygnematophyceae, Desmidiales, Closteriaceae. The record is from the annotation of a GenBank genome assembly.